AAAAGUGCGUAUCUUAUUUCUUUGUAUCAAUGAUUGAAAAUUUCUUUUGUUAAGUUACUUACUUUAAUGUUGAAUUCAUAGCAAAAUUUUGAUUGAGCAAGUCGAUUAGUUCCAUAACUUUUCACAGAAUCAUUAUUCUGCACCUUGUGGCAUUGGAGUCAGAUGAUCCUUGAUAACUGCAGUUAUCAAAUAAUUUGCGGAAAUACAAUUACGUCCACUUUCUUUUCCCAUUAAAGAGAGGAGUGACGAUUUGUUAAAACUCUUUAAAAAUGUCCGGUAAGGCUGAAGUUUACUCCCUUGAAGACAUUGCUUCACACAAUAAUAAAAAAUCCGUAUGGAUUCUAAUCCAUGGAAAUGUUUAUGAUGUUACUAAGUUUUUAGAGGAGCAUCCCGGGGGAGAGGAAGUACUACUUGAACAAGCAGGUAAACAUGCUACAGAAGCCUUUGAAGAUAUUGGACAUUCUACUGAUGCAAGAGAGCUUAUGAAGCAGUAUAAAAUUGGAGAAUUGUGUGACGAGGAUCGUCAAAAAAUAAAGGAAAUACAGGAAAAGAAUCACUGGCCAGUUGCAGGAUCAGAUGAAAGCUCAUGGAGAAACUGGUUGAUUCCUAUUAUUGUUGCUGUAUCUGCAUCUAUAGCCUAUCGUUUCUACCUUAGUUAUCAAGUUUGAAAUCUUGCACACUUUAAUGUACAGACAAUGAAGAAAGAUGUAUUUUUAACAUGUUUUUUAAAUAUAUUCUCAAAGUAUAAUGUAAUUACAUUUUGAGAGGAAAGACUUAGAUUAAUGAAUUUCAUAUAAAUUUAUGCCUUAAUUUUUCAAUUAAAAUUACUUCUCAUUAAAAGACUAUUGUAAAUGUGAAAGCGAAACAUGCAAAGUACAAUGAUGGGAACAAUUUUCUUGCUUAGAAAGCAAUUAAUAUUUUAUGGAUGACAUUAUUUGUAUAUGAUUUGAUGUUAUAUUCUUGCUAUUGUGCUUUGUUUCCAGUAUGUUAUGUUUUGUAAAACUUUUUACUACUCUUUGAAAGUUACACUGUAUCAUCUUUCCUUUAAAUUCUAUAUGCAGCUUUUGUUGUUUAUUUUUGUAAUAAUAAUUUUAUGUAUUUUAAACUUGGUUGUAAACUUUAAAAAAUUUAACAGCUAUUUUUUUAACUGAUUUGUAUUGUUUUAUUUAUUUCUUUAUUGAUUUGAAUUGUCUAAAUUGCUAAAAUCAAAUUAUUGUUAGUACUACCGUAAUUUUUAUCCUUUGUUGUAUUUGAAAUUGAAAGGAAAAAAAAUGCUUAUAAAAUACAAGUAUUUCUUGCUAUUUUGUAAUAUGCUAUAUGUUAUAUUUUUACAUCUGCAAUAUCGAGUUAUGUGCCGGUUACAUUACAAAAAAUAUUGUGAAUAAAAUAUAUAAGCCUGUGAAAUGGUUUUAUUUUUACACAA
This is a messenger RNA of Uloborus diversus, 1423 nucleotides long. Its product is annotated as cytochrome b5-like. Lineage: Eukaryota; Metazoa; Arthropoda; Arachnida; Araneae; Uloboridae. The record is from RefSeq and is a predicted model, not a curated record. Gene Ontology annotation, molecular function: heme binding. The coding region runs from base 270 to 668 and encodes 132 amino acids. Gene Ontology annotation, cellular component: membrane; intracellular membrane-bounded organelle. The transcript is spliced from 6 exons.